CUUUUUGGGCCCAAUGCGCCAAGGGGCCCAGCCAGGGCUUCUUACUCUAGACCUUAUCAAUACCAGAUACCUGUAGUAGUAACUUACCCAGCAACAAGGGCACGCAGACGCCCGCGAGACUACGGUGCAACAUCCUUAUGCUUAGUACGCGCUCCUACUUUCCUGCACAAGUAAAUACUCGGAACAUGAUUACAUCUUACAGUAGUGGACGAAGCAUCGAGCCUCUCUCUCGUCGGCCGCUAGACAAUUGCACAAUUUGCGCGUUUAGAGCCGCUUAUGUUUAGCUUUCCUGCCCUAGUGCACAGUAACAGGCAACAUGGCACCUGCCGUGAUCUGCGACGGGGAUGGGUGCCGCAAGGCAAGCGGCACGCGUGUCAGGUGGGCGCUGAGGAGGCAGCAGCUGCCACCUCCCCCGCUCCUGCUGCGGCCGAGGGGCCCAACGCCUGCGAGCUGCUGGUUGACCCCCAACGGCACUCCUGGCCCCAACGGCACUCAGGUGCCCCUCGCCAGCAUAACCGGUGCUACCCUGGUCAUCCUGGACGGCGAGACCGCCGGCGAGGUGAUCAUCACGAGCGGGCGAGACGCCGUCAGCAGCGACGAGAAGUGCGAGGGCUUCCCCCGGCCGCGCAAAUGACGGCCGCGCACAUUCGAGCAGAUCGUGGAGGGCGCGGUGCUGGUGGAGCCCAAGACAGGCGCUGAGGUGCCGGCGCUGGAGCGGCUGCGCGGCAAGGUGUCACUGCUGUACUUCUCCGCGUCCUGGUGCCCGCCCUGCCGCCGCUUUACGCCGCAGCUAGUGACGGCUAUGGAGAAGCUACGCGCCGCGGGCAAGGCCGUGGAGACCGUGUUCGUGAGCGGCGACCGCGACGAGGCCUCGAUGAACGAGUACCACAGCCACAUGACGUGGCCGGCGCUGCCGUUCUCGGACAAGAAGCGCAACGACGAGCUCAACUCGUGCUUCGAGGUGGAGGGCAUCCCCACGCUGGUGGUGCUGGACGAGCAGUUCAACGUAAUCACAACCGACGGCCGUGAGGCCGUGGCGUCCGACACCGAGUGCACGCGCUUCUCCUGGCGCCCGCAGCCUACUCAUCAGCUGCGUGGCGGCACCAUCGACAACAUCAACGAAGGUCCCUGUCAUGGUGGUGGUGGUAGGUGCGGCGGAUGACAAGGCCGCGGACGGAGGAGGUGGUCCCAGCGCGCUGGCCGAGGUUGCGGCCGCCACAAAUGCCACGCCCGGUUCUGAACCGCCACGUAGACGAGGGGGCAAAGCUAACGUGUGUGGCUGAUGGCAAGGGUGCAUGCACCCCUGGUGGUGGUGGACCCGGAGGCGUUGAAGAGCUGGGCUGUCUACCGGUACAUGCGUUGCUGACGGGGUAGUAGGUUUCCGCCAUACGACUUCAUGGCAGAAUACUUCGGCUAACACUGUGUGCGAUCGUUUGUGGAACGCUGUGUGCUAGACCGUGUGCUAGAUCUGGUCUUCACGGUAGAGCGUGAAAUACAAAGGAUGUGCAACGAGCCCAGGCUAGGUCGAAAGUCGUUUGCCAUGACGAGGACGACAUGAUGAUAAGCCAUCCGUGUGUGCAAGUCGCGUGUUGCAUCUAAGCUUUUGGGAUAGCACCAAGUCCACUGCCCGUCCAUAGCGCGGACAUGUGAAACAACUCAUCCAUCCAUCAGGAUGUUAUGCAAGCGCCUUGAAUUCCAGGGAUGAGACAUAGGUCACGGGAGCGAGGGCUGUGUGCAGGAGCGGUAGAGCGUGUGCAUGCACCUUAACCCGUUUUCGCGCAGCGUGCCGGGGUGUUAGUGCUGACAUGUACUGUGUUUUACACGCGUGCAUCAAUCGCGACAGAGAAAAGGACUGUGAAUACCUGCGAUGUGUCAAGGAACAGUAGUAUCUACUCGCGUUACAUAAACGCUGUUGCCCGCGCACCCGAAAAAAUAACGGUGCCAGGUCACCGUGUUGCAUUGCUUGCGGACAAGACGCUACCCCAAGGUCUUUAUUACUGCAAUAGACUUCGUGUGAAAUAGCCUUCAACCUUGAUUCAAACCUUGACUCGAAGUAACAAUUGCGAAAC
This is a messenger RNA of Chlamydomonas reinhardtii, 2069 nucleotides long. RefSeq lists its product as uncharacterized. The transcript has 4 exons. Lineage: Eukaryota; Viridiplantae; Chlorophyta; Chlorophyceae; Chlamydomonadales; Chlamydomonadaceae. The record is from RefSeq and is a predicted model, not a curated record. The coding region runs from base 803 to 1162 and encodes 119 amino acids.